AUGUCUGCAAGUGAGGAAAACAGAGAUUUAAAGGACGAUAAAGUCGUUACAGAACCAGAAAAUGACCAGGAUACUAAACCUAAAAAACUUAAAUAUGACGACGGUUUUUCGGAAUUGGAAGACGAGGAACCACGAAAACGUAGAGCAAGGACUGGUAGUAAAGUAAAGAGAACAAGAACAAGAAAACCUAAAGAAGAAACAUCAACGCGUAAAACACCAAAGACUGACAACGAAGAUGCGGGUUCCGGCUUGGAUAAUGAAGCAAAGGGUAAAGAAUCUCCGUCAACGCGUAAAAUACUAAAAUCUGAUAAUAAAAAAGAUGCGAGCUCCAAUUCAGACAAUAAUGAAACAACGGACAAGGGAGAGAGUAAAGCGCCUCGAAAAAGAAAGAGUAAAUCUAAAGCUGCUGGUAAAUCAAAAAGGCGUAAGAAGGCUAUAAUAGAAGAUGAACGCGACGAUGGUGCUGAAGAUUACCAACCAAGUGAUGAGGAAGAAGAACCUGUCCCAAAACAAUCAAAGCAUGCAAUUCAAAAAUCUAAAGAAGUGUCGGUUGAUGAUGACGAAGAACUAAACAAGUUGAAAAAGUUCGUUUCAAAAUGUGGUGUACGAAAAGUUUGGUCAAAAGAAUUGGCCAAAUUAGAAUUAGACGACAAAAUCAUCAAAGUGAAAUCUAUCCUAGUGGAAUUGGGAGUGACAGGUGAACCGACUGAAGCGAAGUGUCAAAAGGUGCGCAAAGCUAGAGAGCUUCAAUCAGAAUUGAAGGAAAUAAGCAAGGUUAAUAUAAUUUCUGACCAAACGAAAGAAACAAGACGAACAAGAGCAUCAAGAGGAAUUACUAGUGCUACCAUUGAUCGUAGCAGAUAA
Ambispora gerdemannii is the source of this 864-nucleotide messenger RNA. The record is from the annotation of a GenBank genome assembly. NCBI's taxonomy places the organism in Eukaryota, Fungi, Glomeromycota, Glomeromycetes, Archaeosporales, Ambisporaceae.